Danio rerio (zebrafish) is the source of this 1471-nucleotide messenger RNA. It is a transcript of the gene pold3, whose product is annotated as polymerase (DNA-directed), delta 3, accessory subunit. Gene Ontology annotation, cellular component: nuclear lumen; delta DNA polymerase complex; cytoplasm. Lineage: Eukaryota; Metazoa; Chordata; Actinopteri; Cypriniformes; Danionidae. The record is from RefSeq and is marked provisional. Gene Ontology annotation, biological process: DNA replication.
CUGCAGUUCCCGCGUUUGCGACUCUUUCAAUGUGGAGCAGAAGCCCGUCAUUCCUGACAUGGAUGAUCUGUAUUUAGACAAUAUCGACGAAUUUGUGAAUGAUCAAAAUAAGAUCGUCACAUACAAAUGGCUCAGUUUAACCCUUGGAGUCCAUGUGAACACAGCAAAACAGAUGUUGUAUCAUUACUUGGAGCAAAAACGUAAUGAAAGUUCAGGGACAGCUCUUCAUGCUACUUAUCUUGUAUCCGGCAAGUGUGUUGAGAAUGGGACUCCGUGUCAUAAAGUGUCUGUAGUUCGUGAGGAAAAGCUGGAGGCUGUUAAAGCAAAGAUGGAGAUGACUAUCAGUGUACAUGUGUACAGUGUGCAAAGAGCAGAGCUGAAGGAUAGUUCUCCACUUUACACCACAGAUUACGAUGCUGUAAAGGAUAAUCUAAAGAACUGCAGCAAAUACAGUGCUAUACGGUGUGCUGCGGCGGUACCCAUGUCAUCAGCUGAGCUGCAAAGAGCUCAAGAGAUGGCAUUGGUUCCUUCGGCAGAGAAAGAAAACCGUAAACCUGGCUUGAAUGAACCUGCUGCUACCUCCAAACCCAGUGCUAAGCCGCCAGCGGGCAUCAUGGGUAUGUUUGCAAGCAAAAGUGCUUCCAAGGUCCAGGAAUCCAGCAAGGAAGUGAAAACAGAGCAGAAAGAUGAUUCUUCCUCGGUUGAAACAUCAAAAACCAAACCAGCUUCCAAAGCAAACCCCGUGAGUAACUUCUUUGGGAAGUCUGCCCAAAAAAAGGUAGAAGAAAAACCCAAGAAAAGCAUCAAGGAAGAGACUGACGGAGGUUCGACAGCAUCGGCUUCUGGAAAUAUAAAACAGUCACAGGUGUCUCCUAAAUCUGAUGGUGAAGUUAAAGAGGAACAAUCCAAAACUUCCAGAGCUUUGAAGAGUGAAACAAAAGACACUCGAAAUAAAACAAAACGUCCUGAGGUUGUGGAUAGCGAUGAUGAGCCAGUAGAGAGCCAACAGAAGAAGAGACGGCGGAUAAAGAAGCCCCAGCCAGACAGCAGUGAUGAUGAGGUUGUGCCAGAUUCUCCACCUGUGCCAAACAUACAGACUCCCAGUCCCAAAAAGCAAGUGAAAAAAGAGACUGUUUCACACCAAGAAGAUGGCUCAGUGGUGAAGAGGAGGAAAAGAAGACGUGUAUUGAAGUCUCACACAUUUGUUGAUGAAGAAGGUUGCUUUGUAACUGAGAAAGGUUAUGUGAGCGAGUCUUACUCUGAGAGUGAAGAGGAGCCUGAACCCACCAGUCAAGCCAAGGACUCAAGCUUACUCAAGCAGUCAUUUGGAAAAAAGGAAGAAGAGAAAAAAGAAAAGGGUCAGAAGAAGACCUCUGCCGCAAGCAAACCUACAAAACAGCCAUCCAUCAUGGGAUUUUUCCAGAAGAAAUGAUUUUUUACAUUAUUAUUCCAUAGACUUUUAAAGGAAUAG